AUGGCGCGCGAGUCAGUUUUGUCCAAAAAUGCUGGGUUUGACACGAAGUACCAAGAAGUUCUAAGUUUCUAUAACGAUUCCAUCUCAAACCAAAAUGUCUGCGUCAAAUCUACCCUCACGUCCUGCGCACGUCGCGUCACGGAUUCGUCAAUGUUGCUGAUGAUUCCACAGAUAGUGUUCUUUGCAUUUUACCAAGGCAUCAUCCAGGCUGACUAUACCAAGCCCUACAUCACGUGUGGCGUCGGCGUCGGCAUGGUUGGUUACGUUAUGGUGUGGGAUGGUGUCGCAGCGCCGUUGGCGUCAGUUGUUUGUGGACGCCUUGUCAAAUACACGGGACGCCCUCUGCAAGCUUGUGGAGCUUUGUUGGGGUACAUGGGAACCACUGCGAUGUUAUGGCUAUGGAAACCAUCGCAGGACAAUCUUAGGAUAUUUUUCAUAGUCUCAGUUUUGUUUGGAAUCAGUGACGUUGUAUUCCAGACGCAUAUUUGCACCGUCCAAACCACAAUGUUCAAAGACGACAGUCCGGCCGCUUUUGCCAACUUCUACACAUUCAGGGCGCUCAGCAAAGUUUUGUCCUUCGGUCUCAGCGGCUUUGUGUGUGUUUGGAUUAAGCUAGCCGUUGUGUCGUCCAUGCUGCUAUUAGCUUGUGGAUCAUUUGUAGUUUUGGAGUGCCGGCUAAAAUCCGUAAAACCACCAUCCAAGGAUGGGGCGGUCUUAGAGGUCAUGUUGGAACAACAGACACCAUCUGAUCUUGACUCGCGUGAAGAAGGGUCAAAGAAGGAGUUUUUCUGGCCAGUCACCAAAGGUGACUGA
Messenger RNA from Liolophura sinensis, 813 nucleotides. RefSeq names its product protein unc-93 homolog A-like. The record is from RefSeq and is a predicted model, not a curated record. The transcript is spliced from 3 exons. Lineage: Eukaryota; Metazoa; Mollusca; Polyplacophora; Chitonida; Chitonidae. Bases 1 to 813 code for a protein of 270 amino acids.